CAUGAAUCAUUUCCCUGAGACAUACAUGUGUGUAAGCAGCUACUUAAACAAACACUAACAAACACUUGUUGGUCUAUAUGAGAAGGCGUAUCACAGAUACAUUCAUUUUGUCUGCUGUCGAAGUUGUGGACUUUAAUUAUAGAAUAGUACAGUGGCUGGAUAGUUAAUUUACCUCAACUACUGUAGAACCUAAAAAUUCAAGAUGGAGUUGAACUGUGGAUUGAAAUGUCUGAAGUAUCUUCUAUUUGCAUUUAACUUGAUCAUAUGUAUUGUCGGCUUAGCAGCUGUCAUCUUAGGGAUUGUGUCGAUGGUCCAAGACGACACUCUAUUUAAUCUGCUGAAGUUGACCUUCGACCAGUCCACUCUCGUCCAAUCUUCAUCUCUCAUCAUCAUCGUUACUGGUGUAAUCCUUUUCCUUCUUGGAUUCGUUGGAUGCUGCGGUGCCUAUAAAGAGAGUGUGUGCAUGCUCAUAAUCUAUGCUUCUAUUGUCCUCAUCAUCAUCAUCAUUGAGAUCGCCGGGAUUGCUGUGGCUGCUGCAUUCCAAUCUCAGGUGACCAAUGAGCUGAAGAGCGGCCUGAAGAAACACAUUGCUGAAGAUUAUGAUGGUUCUGGUUCAAAGGACACCUUCACCUACUUUAUUGAUGCCACCCAAGUACAGUUUGACUGCUGUGGAGUAGACAGCUACAUGGAGUUUGCUAACGCGACCAAGUGGAGCAGGAUGAAUAACACUAUUCCUCUGUCUUGUUGUGUCCUGAAAAACAAGGAUGAUUAUGCAGAUAAUCCUUCUAAUGCAGUGGCCGUGGAAAGCACAUGUCAGGAAAACCCAACUGCCACGAACUCCCACAUUGGAAAGUCUUGCUACAUGUCCAUCAAGGAUUUUGCCAUGAACAAUGCAAGAAACAUCAUCAUCAUUGGUGUGGUUAUCCUGAUCGUCGAGGUGAUCUGCUUCGUCAUUGCGGUAUGUCUGUGUAACAGACUGAGGAAGGAUGGCGGCAGUGACUAGAGACAGCACCAGUUGUCUCCCUUUGGUUAUAAACCUUUUGGCUUUUAAAAGAGACAGAAUUUACCAAAACAUGUUUGCAGGAAGUCGUCAAAUAUUUCUUAAAUGAUUUUGUGUGUGUCAUCACGACUUAAUAAGGAACAAAAGUGAAAAAUACCAAAACUUGUAAAGACUCUUUAACUAUACAGUUUUUGCAACUUUUAGUAGAUUAAAAGAAAUUAUACAUUGUUUUCUUAUAAAUAACAGGGCUUUCAGAGAAAGUCAGUCGUCCCAAAAACAAUACACGUGAACUUAAUCGUGAUGAAGGUGUCUUAUUAAAGAUUUUUUCAAGAUAAUACUCAAAUGUGAAAUUUAAUGAUCAACAGGCCCAGUCAAAAUCUCAUUGUUACAUCUAUGUACUUAAAGAUGGGAAAAGAUGAUGGAAAUUGAAAUGAGAUUUUGUUGUUGUUUUUUUUUGUUUUUUUUUGUUUAGAGUUGUUGUACAUUAUAUUGUGUACAAAAUGUUGUCUGUUUUAGGUGUUCUAUGUAUAUUUCUAGAUCCUUGUACAUUUUUUUUGUCAUUUCAUUUACAUGUACAUUUGUAUUUUGUUAUAUUUUUUUUUACGGCCCAUAUUACAUAAUGCUUCUGUGUUUAGAACUAUCAUGCUUAUGAAAAGUUAUCUACAUAUUACCCUUAUGCCAUAAUACAUUACAUUGCAGAAGAUAGUUCUGUUGAAAAGUUGAACAUGAAACAAAUACGCCCGAGCCUUAUCUUCAACAGUAAGGUUACCGUAGCAACACUGUUUUUCCUGUCAUGCCAAAGUAUCAAACAUUUUAUUUUUUUCAGAUUUUUAAUCAAUAAUUCUUAUGACCAUGAAUGGUUAUUGUGACGAAAAAAAAUCCUCCAUUUUGGAAUGCUCAAAAGGUAUAUGUAAACUGUUUUCAAAGUACCAUUAGAAUGUUAAAAUAUUAAGAAAUUUCUUCAAGAGAGAGCACAAUCACCACACAAUCAUUGUCAGACUUUCAUUAUCAAGGGGCUUUUGCAGGUACAUACUGUAAAUUUGUACUGGUAAAAAAGUAAAGAAAUACAAAUUCUCAUAUUUUGAUGUGUAUAAUAUAAAUCCUGUUUGGCACUGACAGAAAUUCCCCUUUUCUGUAAGAACUUUACCCUUUAACUCAUUCACCCCUGAAAUUUCAUUAUGAACUAUUCAAACCUUUGAUUUGGAAGAGUUCAAAUAUUUCUUCAGGGUUGAAUGAGUUAAAGUACCAGAGGUUGAUGAUGUACCCAAAUUAAAACAAAAUAUGUUUAAAUAGAUAAACAUAUAUUCUAGAAAAUGUGUUGUUACUAUGGUAACGAGGCCAUGAAGGAGUACUUUGUUUCUGUUCUGUAGUUAGUGCAAUACUUGGUCAAAUAGUUUAUCAUCGUUGUAUACAGGUAUAAAGCCACAUCUUCAUUAAUUAUGUUUUUGAAGGUCUUGCUAUCAUGUAUUUUAAGUUGUUUGAAGCAUAAUUUUUUUUCCAAUUUCUUUUGAAUAUAUUUUGAAUUAUAACAAUUUGUUCCACCAAAUGGAUGAUAAUUUAAUUUUGUCUAGUUUUCUUCAUGGGAGUUGAUUGAUCGUUUAGAUAAUGCGAUUAAAGAAGUCAUUAAAAAAUGUGUUCUAAAACAAAUCCUCAGACUAAAUUGUCGGAAUGUUUAAAAAAAUAUUUUAAUAGUUUCUCUUGGAGGAUUUCUGUAGUAAAGGUUGCUGGGACAUUCUUGGUUAGUUUUCUAUUGUAGUGAUUGGAAGAAUAGGCUGUUAAGGAUUUUCAAAGUUAAAACUAUAUAUUUGUUUUUAACGAAAAAUGGUUGAAGUUUAAUAAAAUGUAUUUUGUUGAAUUCUUGAUAUCAAAACGUUAAAAUAUAUUCUGGUUUAUCUUAAAAUGGUGCAUGUGUCCUGUUCUUUUUUGCCAUACAUGUAUAUGAUGCAUCAAAUCAGAUAAAAUCAAAUCAGAAUAGUACAAUUUGUUGUAAGGGAGGUAACUCCAGUUUGUUGUAAGGGAGGUUACUCCAGUUUAUACUAGUGUUUAUCGUUGCCAUACUGCAAAAUUAUUUUUUUCACAAAAAUACAGUUUCAAAAAAUAUCUAGAUAUGACAAAAAUCCUUUGUGCCUUUAUAUAUUUUGAUAACUGGGAAAUUAAAUAAUGACUAAGGUCAAAAUGUUUGUCAAAUUUUAUCGCUGAAAAUGUUUUAUUUUUUUAUUAUCCAUAGGUAAAGGAUGUUAGUACAUGCAUAACUUUUAUUUAUUUCAACUUUUAAAAAGUAUACAGAUAAUAUUGAUCUCUUAUUCUAGUAUAAUAUGUGUAAAAUGUAUAACAAAAUAAAGAAUUCAAAUAUUAUA
Molecule: messenger RNA, 3357 nt
Organism: Mizuhopecten yessoensis (Yesso scallop)
Lineage: Eukaryota; Metazoa; Mollusca; Bivalvia; Pectinida; Pectinidae
Product: tetraspanin-18-like
Exons: 8
Coding region: 203-1003 (266 amino acids)
Cellular component (GO): membrane
Source: RefSeq, a predicted model, not a curated record